This is a messenger RNA of Pediculus humanus corporis (human body louse), 741 nucleotides long. RefSeq lists its product as uncharacterized. The transcript is spliced from 6 exons. Bases 1 to 741 code for a protein of 246 amino acids. The record is from RefSeq and is a predicted model, not a curated record. Lineage: Eukaryota; Metazoa; Arthropoda; Insecta; Psocodea; Pediculidae.
AUGAAAUAUUUAUGUAAAUGUUAUAGAAAUUUACCAUUUGUAUUAAGUAUUGGUGCACCCAUAUCGUUUUUAUUAACGUAUGGUAUUGCCGUUGGUAACGAUCACGUAUCGUGGCUUUGGCCUUAUAUAAGUGAUACAGGUACACUACCACCGGAAAAUUGUAUUUUUAGCCUUUUAUUAAAUUCCUUUUCUUUUAUACUUAUAGGAGUUAUUUAUUUGAAAUACAGAAUCGUAUCUGAAUUGGUUAAAUAUAAAGAAACGGUUAACAUAAAAUCAUUUUUUAAUAAAAUGUCCGCCAUUUUUGGUUAUUUGUCGUGUUUCGGUUUGAUUAUUGUUGCUAAUUUUGAAGAAACGAGUCAAGUCGUUGUUCACAUAUCCGGUGCCAUCGGUGGAUUUUCAUUUGGAAUACUUUAUUUUAUCACUCAGACGAUAUUUACAUAUAAAAUUGAUCCGUUAAACAAGAGACUAUUUUGGAUAAGAACAAUAUUGACCAUUUCUUCCAUUGUUUCCACGGCUUGUUUCUUAGGACCCAUCAAACCUGCGAUGGAAAAUUUCACUGGGGAUAAUUUUCUUAAAUGGACGUCACAAGAUGGCGGAUACGGGUAUCAUUUGACGAGUACGUUUUUCGAAUGGAUAUUAAUGCUUUCCUACGCUGGUUUUUGUUUCACUUUUUAUUUCGAUUUUCGUAAAGUUCAAAUCAUUCCGCCGCAAAUAAAAGCAAUUUAUGGAUUUAGUUGUUGA